Messenger RNA from Quercus lobata, 864 nucleotides. RefSeq lists its product as uncharacterized. The record is from RefSeq and is a predicted model, not a curated record. The transcript has a single exon. The coding region runs from base 1 to 864 and encodes 287 amino acids. Lineage: Eukaryota; Viridiplantae; Streptophyta; Magnoliopsida; Fagales; Fagaceae.
AUGGAAGAUAUACUUUACGACUGGAAGAAACUUUCAUUGACAGACGAGGAAGAUGUGAAGCUUAGUCUAUCGAAAUCCAAAAACUUACGAAGCAAGGAGUAUGUUUUGGCUGCCAAGUUCCUUACCAAGAGAGCCCUUAAUGUGGAAGCAAUAGGCCGCACGUUUAAACCUCUGUGGAGAGCCAAAAAGGACUUCAAGGUGCGCGAAGCGGGCGACCAUCUACUCUUGUUCGUAUUUGAACUCAAAUCUGAUGCAGAACGGGUCCUUGCUAAUGAACCAUGGACGUUUGAUAAACAUGCUGUCUUGUUACAGAGAUUUGAUGGGUCUAUACCGUCAAGGUACUUGAGGUUCACCAAACUGAAAUUUUGGGUGCAAAUACAUGGUUUGCCGAUGUGUUUACUGGACUCUGAGAUGGCAAUUGAGUUGGGAGAAACACUUGGACAAGUAUCUCCGUGUGAGAAUCUCAGCGAGUUGGUGGGAAGGGAGUUUUUACGUGUCCAUGUAGAAAUUGAUAUCUCAAAGCCUCUCUGCCGGGGUCGACGGAUUACACUGGACGCAGAGGAAGAAAUCUGGGUUUCUUUUAAAUAUGAGAAACUACCCAAUUUCUGUAACUGGUGUGGUAUGAUUUCUCAUGAUGGAAAAGAUUGCGAGACCUGGUUAGCAAGGAAGGAUUCAGCAAACAUAGAACCUUAUGAAUAUGGACCAUGGCUAAGAGCUGCACCAUAUAACCCGGGAAGAACUCCAUUCAUCGUGGUUGCUAGUUUGGGCGAUGGUCUGGGAGGCGCUACAAAACACUCUCAACCUGCAACCACCGAGAAGCCAUCUGCGACGACGGCUAAGACAAGAGGAGAAAAUCUGGAAUGA